Molecule: messenger RNA, 4439 nt
Organism: Sarcophilus harrisii (Tasmanian devil)
Lineage: Eukaryota; Metazoa; Chordata; Mammalia; Dasyuromorphia; Dasyuridae
Gene: ITPKC
Product: inositol-trisphosphate 3-kinase C
Exons: 7
Coding region: 598-3444 (948 amino acids)
Biological process (GO): inositol phosphate biosynthetic process
Cellular component (GO): nucleus; cytoplasm
Molecular function (GO): inositol-1,4,5-trisphosphate 3-kinase activity; inositol tetrakisphosphate kinase activity
Source: RefSeq, a predicted model, not a curated record
CGGCAGCCACGACCCCCUCCCCCAGUCCCCGUCCAACAGAAACGCCACUAGUCGGCCGGCACCGCUGCCAAGCGUCCCUCAGCAAGGCGAGCUCGCUGCUCUCAUCUCCGUUUUACAGAGGAGGAGACCGAGGCUGAGGCGGUCACGUUUAUGGACCAGGGCACGGACGGAGCUGAGAGAUGCUAAGCGAACCGAUGCCGGGCCCCGGGCCCGGAAGCCCCCCGAGUCCGGCUGUGGCCCCCCGGCUGCGGCCCGCCCCGGAGGUUUAGAAGACCCGGGGUUAGAGCUCACGAGACCGGCCGAGUUUCGGUCAGAAAGGCGGGGGGCGGGGCCAGGGAUUCCCUCCCCUAGGUGCGUCACCGCACGCACGUCCUAGGGCGGGGCCAGGGCUUCCCCGGGGAGGGACGGCACCGGGAGGGGCGUGGCUUCGGUUAACCCCUCGGUCGCCGCGGUCUGGCCGGAAGGAAGCGGCAGCCGCGGAGGGAGGGAAACCCGGAACCGCGGCGCCCCGGGCCGGCCACACCCCCGGCUUUAAAGGGGCCCCGAGAGGAUCCCGGGCCGGGCCGGCCGGAGCCAGAGCGGCGGCCUUGGGCGGGCAUGAGACGCUGUCCCUGCCGGGCGCCGCCGGCCACGGAGGCGAGGAGGCGGCGGAGCCGAGGCCCGGGGCCCGAGGGGGGCGGGCUGCUCCCGCCGCGGGAUCGGCCGGACGCCGCUGCGGCCUCGGGGGCGCUGGACACCGCCGGGGAUCCCCCGGACCGCGCCGAGGCCCGGGAUGGGCCGCGAGGGACACUAGUCACCGCCGGGCCCCGGCACCAGGGGGACGCCGCUGGGACUGGGCAGCUCAGGGCUGGGUCUCAGGGGCAGCCGGACGCCACCGACGCCCCGCAUCGGCUGGGCAGAGCUCUGGGGACUAUCGGGUCCCGGGAUCAGCCAGACGGGCCCUGGAGACAGCCGGCCGGAGACGGAGAAGGCUCUCCGGGAGGGCCAGAGGACAGAGCGGGCCCUCAGGGACAGCCCCCCGGAGCUCGGGCCUGGGACCUGAAGGCCGGAGAAAGCUCUGAGCCCCGGCAGGAUGGAGGCCCCGGGGAGCCCUCCAGAGACAACCACAGGACGAGGCCAGGGCAGGAGGGCUCCCGGGAUCAGCUAGACAAAGAGGGCCACCCGGUGACACCUGGCAGAGCGGGGCCCUGGGCGUGGAGUGACGGAGACGGUGCCCGGGCCGGGCUGGGCAAAGGCAGCCCCCAGGGGACGCACGGGGAGACGGCUGGCCUUGGGGAACGAGGAGCCACAAAGCUCCAGCAAACGGAAGGGCCUGGCCAGCUCCGCUGCGCUCCGGGGCUGCCCGGGACGGAGAGAGCCGGCCUCCUUGGACAGCUGAGCCCAGGGGAGCCUGGUCCCUGGGGGCUGCGGGACAGACACUACUCAGAAGCACCGUCGGACGCAGCCUUCCCCCAGCUCGGCCCAGAGAGGAGAGCCUCUGGGGCACCCAACAGAGACGCCCUUCGAGACUGGUCCAUCAGAGAUGACCCGGAGGGGGAUCCCCUCGGGGCACAGCUGGAUGGGGCAGAGGGCCUUGCGUCUGGGCCAGCUGGUGAGGAUCUCGCGGGAAGGCUGGAUGUUCAGAUUGCUCCCGGGUGGCGCAAGGGAGACAGAUCAGAGGCCCCUUCACUCCGCUGCUGGAGACGGGCAGACAGUGAGGGAGUCCUGCUGGGGGGCCUGGGUGGUGACAUGGCCCAGGGGCAGUCAGGCUGUCCGGGCACAGAUGGCCCCGUACCCGAGCCGGAGCAUGGGAGUCCUCUGGGGAAGCAGGCCACUGGGGACGGUCCUUUCCCAAAGCCAGAGAGGGCUGGCUUCUGGGGACAGCGGGGUGAAGAUGUCCCCACAGGACCGCCGGACAGAGACAGGGCUAACUCCCAGGGGAGGGCAGAACCACCCAGUGCCCGGGCACGGUCUCCCAGAUGUGGACCCGAGCCACAGCUGGAGCGGCUGGACAGCAAGCCCCUUCUGGGGCAGCCCAGCAGAGACGGCCCCCCACUGGGUGCAGAGCAGGAUGGUCUCUGGGGACCGAGGGACAGAGAUGCUGGCCCCAGAAGGCGGCUGGAUGGGGAAGGCUUGGAUGUGGGGCUCAGAGAUGGCCCCCUAGUAAGGCCAGAGAGCCCUGGGGGUUGUGGACACUUUGGGGAUGGCUUUGAACCCAGGCUGGUCCGAGCUGGGGCCCUGGCUGCUCUGGACGUUGACCACCCCUUGGGGCAGCUGGAGCUGGGGGGCCCUGGCCGGGCCCUGGAAUUCCUUCUGCUUGAAGAGCGGUGCCACACCCUGCUCUCCAGGGGCCCCCAGGGGCCUGUGCCCCGGGUGAUCAUCACCCCCGAGCCUGGGGCUGGACCACAGGGCCUGGAGCAGGAAGCCCCUUGGCCCCAUGCCGUGGGGUCCCCAGCCAGGGGCCCUGGAGGCAGCGGAGGCCUGUCAUCUGCCUCGUCCUUCGAUGAGUCCGAGGAUGACGUGGUCGUCGGCAGCGGAGGCGGCAGCGAUGCUGAGGAGGGUCCCAGGAACGUGUCCUGGAGGAAGCUGAAGUCAGCCGUGCACUAUACACCCUUCGUGGUGUCCUUCCGGAAGCACUAUCCCUGGGUCCAGCUGUCCGGGCACAAGGGCAACUUCCAGGCUGGGGAAGAUGGGCGGAUCCUGAAAAAGUUCUGUGAGAGUGAACAGCGGAGCCUGGAGCAGCUGAUGGAAGAUGCCCUUCGCCCCUUUGUGCCUGCCUAUUUUGGGGUUGUGGAGCAGGACGGAGAAGCCUUCAAUCAGAUGGAGGACCUGCUGGCUGACUUCAGCACACCUUCCAUCAUGGACUGCAAGAUGGGCACCAGGACGUACCUGGAGGAAGAGCUGGCAAAGGCCCGAGAGCGUCCCCGGCCUCGUCGGGACAUGUAUGAAAAGAUGGUGGCUGUGGACCCCAGCGCUCCCACUGCGGAGGAGCACGCCCAGGGUGCCGUCACCAAGCCCCGCUACAUGCAGUGGCGAGAGACCGUGAGCUCCACGGCCACUUUGGGCUUCCGGAUCGAGGGCAUCAAGAAGGCAGACGGCACCUGCAACACCAACUUCAAGAAGACUCAGAGGGCGGAGCAGGUCACCCGGGUCCUGGAGGACUUCGUGAACGGUGACCGCAGCCUCCUGAGGAAGUACGUGGAACGCCUGCAAGAGCUUCGAGGAACCCUGGAAAACUCCCCCUUCUUCCGAACUCAUGAGGUGGUGGGCAGCUCGCUUCUCUUUGUCCAUGACCAGAGCGGUCUGGCCAAGGUCUGGAUGAUCGACUUCGGCAAGACCGUCCCUCUGCCGCCACCCCAGACCCUCAGCCACCGGCUGCCCUGGGAAGAGGGCAACCGGGAGGACGGUUACCUGUGGGGCCUGGACAACGUCAUCGAGCUUCUGGACAGCCUGGCCCGGAGCUGAGCCCGGGGCCCCCAGGCACAACUGACUCGGGGGCCCUUUGUUCUCACCCUGGGAUUUAUUUAUUUUGGGAUAUUAUAGAUGGCAGGGGGUUGGUGUCUGAAAUGAGAAGUCUGUGCCCACUGACCCCUUUGGCUCCAAUUAGGGGGACCCAAGAGGGGGAACACAAAAGGGGCGGGGAGCUGGCUGCUGAGCAUUGCCCCUCCAGGUUUGGUAUCUGGGUACCAUGCCUGCUUGCUGUGCUGUGGGUGACCUGUGGGCAGAGAAGGCCCUCCCUCAGAGGGGCCUUUCACCCCAAUACCAGCACCAGCUUUGGGGGAAGGAGGAGCCUGGCCCCCAACUCACACUGUGACUCCUACUCUUAAUGAAGGUGUCCCCUACUCCUGGCCCUGCCUCAGUCAGGCUUGGGGGAGGGGAGAAGCCUUCUUGGUCCUGUUCUUCCUCCCAGAGGCCUCUGCUUCCUGGCUUGGAUUGGAGGGAAGGAGGCUGAAGGGGGGAUGGCUGUUCUCUGCCCUCUCCAUUUGGUGUGACCACUACUGCCUCUGCCCGGGGCUCUGGGCCGGCUGCUCGGCCCUCAGCCCGGAUCGGGGCCCCAGAGCCCAAGAACCAAAGACUAGACCAUCUGUGCACCUGAGGGUGAGGGAGAAAACCCUGGCCCUUAUUUGUCUUCCUGCUCCCCAAGGAGUCGGGGAGGGGCCUGCAUUUACAACUAGCCCCUCACGGUUUCCUUCUGGAGAAAUGGAAAGUGAUGGAGCUGGGGUUCUAAGCCAGACCCCAACUCCCCAGCACUGUUUUUUCACUACAUGUCGGCUGCCCCCCCAAGUCCUAGCCUUAAUGAAGCUCCUUCCUGGCCUGGGGGGCAGGGGAGGGAGGGAGAACACGGGGUAUGCUCUUUCUACUUAUUUAUAAAGAGGGGUGGGCUGAUGCUGGGAGGGAGGGGAUGGGGCGGGGGCCUCGGUACUCCCUGAAAUAAAGCCUGGUGACUUUUCCACAAGCUC